Messenger RNA from Callorhinchus milii (elephant shark), 1303 nucleotides. Its product is annotated as dynein axonemal light chain 4. Gene Ontology annotation, biological process: microtubule-based process. The transcript is spliced from 4 exons. Gene Ontology annotation, molecular function: dynein intermediate chain binding; dynein light intermediate chain binding. NCBI's taxonomy places the organism in Eukaryota, Metazoa, Chordata, Chondrichthyes, Chimaeriformes, Callorhinchidae. Bases 128 to 448 code for a protein of 106 amino acids. Gene Ontology annotation, cellular component: dynein complex. The record is from RefSeq and is a predicted model, not a curated record.
CUCUCACAGGGCUGCACUCCCCCCCCACACACACACACACACAGCUCCACCCUCCCGGGGCCCAUGUACCGCCUCCGCCCGUCGCGGCCCAUCAGAGCAGCAGCUUAAGGGCUAGAGUUCCUGUGUGAUGGCCGACCCGAACGAGACAAAGAAGGAGGAGACCGAUGCCAGGCGACUACAAACCUUUCCCAUCUGCAGGCACUCUGAUAUGACGGAGGAAAUGAAAGUGGAAACGAUGGAAUUGUGCGUCACCGCUUGUGAGAAAUUUUCUACCAACAAUGAGACAGCAGCCAAAAUGAUCAAGGAAACGAUGGACAAGAAGUUCGGCUCCUCGUGGCACGUGGUGGUGGGCGAGGGCUUCGGGUUCGAGGUGACCCACGAGACCAAAAACAUGCUCUACAUGUUCUUCGGAGGCAACGUGGCCAUUUGCGUCUGGAAGUGCACGUGAAGCCCCAUCGCCUGCCCCCCUUUUUGAGACGCUAUGAGUUUAAACGUUUUUUUUUACUCCUAAUAAUUUUGUGUUCGUUUUCAGCGUUGUGAGUUCUUCAAUAACAGAGUCUGGUUUAGUUUAACCCGCUCCAUGUUUCUGUUGUUUUUAACAUAACCCCCUCAACCCCCGCGAAGGUCAUUCCACAUAUAAAUCUCUGUCGGGGGUGGGGUGGGGGUUGUGGCUGUGUCGCAUGUGUCCGGUGCCUCAAAGCUUCAUCUUUGCGGUGGAUCAAUGACGUUGAACUCGUCGCUUUGGGGUUAAAAGUGGCAGACAGCAGAGGAUCCAUAUUGUGGAGAGGCUGUGUGUGUGUGCACGUAUGUGUGUUUUGAGGAAUGUGUCGUUAGUGUGUUUGGGGGAGUAUGUGGGGGGGGGUGGUGUGGAGGGUGGGUGUAUUUGGGUGUGCGUAUGGGAUAUGCAUGGUAAAGAGGAGGAAGGACACAAUGGGAGGUUUGGAAGUAAAUGUGUCACUCGCAACCUCACUGAAUACAUAGAGGUUCAGCCCUUGGCUAUGCAGACCUGAAUGGGGCGAUGGAUUGGCUCAUGGUGUGGCACUCAUCAGGUUGGCUUUCUAAUCCAUCUCACUUCAGUUUUCAUCUCCCCUGCGGACAGCAGCGGGAGAGGGAAACGGACCAUCACGAGCCUUCAACCGUUUACUAAUAAACUUUGUAUUUUUCAUCAGAGAAACUCGCUUCACUUGAUCUAAAAUGUUGUUUAUUAUUGUUGUUAUGUUCUUAAACGGGCGAGAAGGGAGCUGUUUUCUUUCAUGUUUCUCAACACGUUUUAUUUCUUUUAAAAACGGAAUUUUGUAUGAUA